AUGGCACAACAAGGUGAAGCAGCCGACUACUACAGCAGUCAAAACCUGACGGGCAAUCAAUAUCAACGGCAAAGCUAUCAACAGUAUCCUCCUUCCCAAGCCGCUCCUCCUCAAGGCUAUCAGCAGCAAUAUGAGCAGCCAUAUCAACCACCACCACAACCUUAUCAACCUCAAGAGCCAAAGUACACUCAGCAGCCUCCUACCUACGGUGACAAUUUCGUCCCCCCACAAGACAAUAAACAGAGCUUUCAGGAGACAUUCAAGAUUCAGAAACCUAAAUUCAAUGAUCUGUGGGCGGGGCUCUUGCUCACUGCAACGUUCUUCGGAUUUGUCGCAGUCUCUGGACUUACCCUUUAUCGAUAUUCAAAGUACCAUACCUUUAAUGGCGGAGGCAUAUAUGGAUCGGACAACGACUUCUCUCUGAAUACAAACACUAUCAUUCUCUUCGCCUUUGUCCUAUGCGUCGGACUCGCUGUCUCCUGGGCAUACUUUCUCGCCGCUCGUGCUUUUACGAAGCAAUUUGUGUGGUUGACGGGAAUCCUCAAUUGUGCGCUGGCUGUCGGGACUGCCGUGUACUAUCUGUACCGUCGCUUGUGGAGCGCAGGCAUUGUUUUUGCCAUCUUUGCCAUCUUUGCCAUCAUCUGCUUCAUCAGCUGGAUCCCUCGUAUUCCUUUCGCAGUUGUCAUGCUUCAACAAACCAUGGACAUCGCAAGGAUGAAAAGAGUUCACGUUUUCCUUGUCAGCUUCGUUGGCGGCGUUGCCAGUGUGGCCUUUGCAGCAUGGUUCUCUGUGACGCUCGUUGCAAUCUACGUUGCAUAUAUGCCCAGUGACGCGAACAGCAAUGCUAAUCCUGCAUGCGCCGAUGGUGGCUGUUCGAGUGGUAAAGUGAUUGGCCUGGUGGUGUUUGUUACCUUUGCUGGCUAUUGGAUUUCCGAGUGGAUCAAGAACACAAUUCACACAGUCGUUGCUGGCGUAUACGGGAGCUGGUAUUUCUGUGCAGGCAGACCAGGUGGUAUCCCUCGAGGUGCCACUGCCGGGGCCUUGAGGAGAGCAACGACCUACUCUUUUGGAUCAAUAUCCUUCGGAAGCCUUAUCGUCGCACUCAUCAACAUGUUGCGUCAAGCUUGCAGCAUUGCACAGCGACAGGAGGCCUCCGAUGGGAAUAUCAUUGGCACCAUCAUGUUCUGUAUUCUCGGCUGCAUUGUCAGCAUCUUAAACUGGCUGGUGGAGUUCAUCAACCGAUACGCAUUCUCUCAUAUUGCUCUUUACGGCAAGGCCUAUAUUCCCGCGGCCAAAGACACCUGGAAAAUGAUGAAGGACCGAGGAAUCGAUGCUCUGGUCAACGACUGCCUGGUCGGUCCAGUCCUCACUAUGGGAUCCAUAUUUGUGGCCUACCUUUGCGCUCUCCUGGCUUAUCUCUAUCUCGAGUUCACUCACCCUGCAUACAAUGAAGGCCGAACAUUUACCCCUGUCAUAAUGGCUUUCGCCUUCCUUAUUGGGCUACAAAUCUGCCAGACUUUCAUGACCCCGAUUGGAUCUGGAGUCGACACCAUUUUUGUGGCCAUGGCCUGGGACCCCCAAGUAGCCAUGACGGAUCAUCGCGAAUUCUGGGAGAGGCUUGUGCACGUCUAUCCUCACGUCCAGCAAGUUAUCCAUGUGUAA
Messenger RNA from Rhinocladiella mackenziei CBS 650.93, 1662 nucleotides. RefSeq lists its product as uncharacterized. Gene Ontology annotation, biological process: transmembrane transport. Lineage: Eukaryota; Fungi; Ascomycota; Eurotiomycetes; Chaetothyriales; Herpotrichiellaceae. The transcript is spliced from 2 exons. Gene Ontology annotation, cellular component: plasma membrane. The record is from RefSeq and is a predicted model, not a curated record. Gene Ontology annotation, molecular function: transmembrane transporter activity. The coding region runs from base 1 to 1662 and encodes 553 amino acids.